This is a messenger RNA of Mya arenaria, 7411 nucleotides long. RefSeq names its product cGMP-dependent 3',5'-cyclic phosphodiesterase-like. Gene Ontology annotation, molecular function: 3',5'-cGMP-stimulated cyclic-nucleotide phosphodiesterase activity; 3',5'-cyclic-AMP phosphodiesterase activity; protein homodimerization activity. NCBI's taxonomy places the organism in Eukaryota, Metazoa, Mollusca, Bivalvia, Myida, Myidae. Gene Ontology annotation, biological process: positive regulation of gene expression; regulation of mitochondrion organization; cGMP catabolic process. Bases 92 to 2986 code for a protein of 964 amino acids. Gene Ontology annotation, cellular component: mitochondrial outer membrane; nucleus; mitochondrial inner membrane. The record is from RefSeq and is a predicted model, not a curated record. The transcript is spliced from 31 exons.
CGCACUAUGUUUGUUUACAUUAUUUAUUUGUCGAGAUUUUAAAAUGUGUGGUUAUUUAGUAAAGAAACACAUUGAUUUAUGAAAAACAAACAUGUUGGUUGUCACUUUGCAUGAAGUAAUAUCGUUCCUUUUAAGUCAAGUUUUCCCUAAAAGGAGUCUCGAUGCAACAAGUCAUUCAGGAAAUUCAGACUUGAAUUCUGUCUCAUGCAUACAUCAAAAUGAUGUUGAAUCGAAAAAAUCUCACGUGUGUUAUGACAAGACGGUAGAAAAAUGUUUAUAUAAUUUCACAGUUCAGUUAUUGGAGUGUGAAGAUGUUCAAUGCCUCGGAACCCUGAUCAAAAACAGUCUUCACAAUGUUGUAACAAACGUGACAUGUGGGUCGUUAUUUUUCCUUGCGGAUGAUAACAGUGGAGUGUACAUGGCUGACAGCAAUGGCAACCAUCUAUGUGAUCCCUGUCCAGACUGUAUCAGGAAUGUCCUUGUCAGUGGUUCACCAUCAUUGCUGGAUGCACAGUGUGUACCGCCCAGCCUUGCACAACACCUACCUGCCGUCACCACCUCACUACAACCACUCAAAGUUGGCUGCUUCCCAGUGCGAGACAGAAAGACGGGUUCAGUAUUGGCAGUCUUGGUGAUCGCUGGGCCCACUGUGUCAGAAGCAACUCUAGCCGACAUUCAAGUACCUCUUAAACAGAUAGCGGCGUGCUACAGCCAUAUUCAGCGAACAUUCCAGUCCCAGCGGAGCAAUGAGGAGAGGGUCAGUCAACAGCUCAUACGUCUCUGUGGAGAGCUUUGUGAUCAAGAUGCUGCUCAACUUCAGCUGAAAGUAAUCAGAUAUUUGGAGGAGGAGACACAGGCAGAGUUUGCCUUCUUGUUACUGGUUGUCCCGGAAACACAGGAACUCUUCUGUCAGGUUGUGGGGAAGAAAGUUCUUCAGGAUGAGAUUCGCUUUCCUGGCCACAGUAGCAGCUUCUCCGCAGCUUUGGAAACAAAGCAGCCCCUAUCACUUGAUGAUGUUCCGAAAGAGAAGAUUCGAGGUAUUGAGGAGUUGGUUGAUACCUCUGUACAUUCCUUACUGUGUGUUCCUGUCACUAGUCGAUCGGACAACUCUCUCAUAGCCCUCGCAUGCCUAGUCAACAAACUCAAUGGACACAGGUUUACAGAGAAGGACAUAUCUACUAUACGACAGUGUUUCCGGUAUACAGCGACUGUUCUCACCAGCACACUAGCCUUCCAGAACGAGCGUAAACUCAAGGUGCAGACACAGGCACUACUCAAAGUAGCUCGCCAUCUCUUCACAAAUUUAGAUGACCUCACAAAGUUGUUACGAGAGAUUAUGCAGCAAGCUAGAAAUCUAACAAAUGCUGAAAGGUGUUCUGUGUUUCUGAUAGACCACGAGACCGAGGAGCUGGUUGCCAAGGUGUUUGAUGGAAUCAGCACAAAAAAGGACAACGAAGUACAAGAGGAGAUUCGAUUGCCAAUUUCUCAGGGUAUAGCGGGAAAAGUAGCCACUUCAGGGGAAUUGCUCAACAUUCAGGAUGCCUACGCUCAUCCCCUAUUUUAUAGGGCCAUAGAUGACUCGACAGGAUUUAGAACAAGAAAUAUUUUAUGCUUUCCAAUAAAAGAUGAAAAAGGUCGGAUUCUGGGUGUGGCACAGCUGUGUAACAAAAAGAAUGGUGAUGGGUUUACUCAGUUUGAUGAGGAGAUUGCCACGGCCUUCGGAAUCUACUGCGCUAUCAGCAUCAGUCAUUCCCUGAUGUUAAAAAAAGUGACAGACUCACAAAUCCGCAGUAACCUAGCCAAUGAGUUAAUGAUGUAUCAUAUGAAGAGCUUAAUGUACAAGAAGUUGCUAGAUACCCAACACAGAAAGUCACUAGCUAAUGAACUAAUGAUUUACUAUAUGCAGGUAAGUCCGGACGAUGUGCAAGGGUUAUCUACAUGUGACAUUCCCCACCCACGCAUGUUAGAUGCGGACUUUGUACAGUUUUCCUACGCACCCAGACUGCUCCCAGAGGAUAGAACACCUUUGGCCUGUUUAGCCAUGUUUGAAGACCUCAAUCUGCUCACGAGAUGGAGAAUCAGAAGGGAGACCAUUGCAAGGUUUAUCCUGAUGGUGAAGAAGGGCUACAGAAACCCUCCAUACCACAACUGGAUGCACGCAUACACUGUGGCCCAGUACUGCUACCAGAUGGUCAAAAACCUGAAACUGGAAAAAUGUCUAGAGGACAUAGAAAUAUUUUCACUGUUUGUAUCCUGCUUGUGCCAUGACAUUGAUCAUAGAGGAACCAACAAUCACUUCCAAACUGCUGCUAAAUCUGUGCUAUCUGCCUUAUACAGUUCUGAAGGCUCUGUUUUAGAGCGCCACCAUUUUGCCCAGACCAUGUGUAUAUUAAAUACUGAAGGAUGCAAUGUAUUCGAAAACCUCAGCAGCAAGGACUACCAGACAGUGCUGGACUUGGUGAGAGAUAUCAUCUUGGCCACAGACCUCCAACACCACUUCAAAAUCAUGAAAAACCUCACUGAACUCUCAAAUAGGGGCUAUGACCGGACCCUUGUGAGGGACCGUAAACUGCUGACAUGUCUGCUUAUGACAGCAUGUGACCUCUCCGACCAGACACGACCCUGGAACAACACUAAGAAAGUUGCUGCCCUGAUCUACAAGGAGUUUUUCUCCCAGGGUGACAUGGAGAAAGCCCGGGGCUGGCAGCCAGAUCAGAUGUACGACCGUGAGAAAGCUCAUAUACCUGCCGUACAGAUUGGAUUUCUCGACUUUGUGGUCCUACCAGCCUUCAGGGUGCUUGAGAAGAUUUUCCCCCCAAUGAAGGAAUGUGCCGACUCCAUCAAGAACAACAAGGAUCAUUGGGAACAGAUCUCAGAACUUGUGAGAAUCAAACAUAGCGGCUCCACCUCACAUAUGACUUUUGAUGAGGUCCUUGCUCUCGAAAAUGAGCCAUUGGACAUGGAAUUGACCAAUGGCGAGAACUAACCUUGGAUUGGAUUAGGCACAUAUUGAUACGACUAAUUAUAUUUAGCCUUUAAAUUGAUUAGACACAUAUUGUGUUGUGUAGACUUUGAUUUGAUUGGGUACAUAUUCAUAUGUGAACCCUUUCAUUGGAUAAGGCACAUAUUCAUAUGUGUAACCUUUGAUUUGAUUUGACACAUAUUGAUAUAUGAAAACCUUUGAAUAUAUAAGGUACAUAUUGAUAUGUGGGAUUGUAAGUCAUAUAUCAACAUUGCAAGGUCCGUUGACAAAACUGGAUGUAAAUCAGACUUAUCAAACAAGCAAAGUAACUAGACAAACAUGUGUUGUGUUUUGAGCCAAGUGAUCAGACUAAGGCUUACAGUCUGUUAGAUAGGUAAAGUGUUUGGUGAGAAAACCUCUUAUAUAUGUGAUUCAAGUUUCUUGUACUGAAUUGUGCAUUUAUUUUGAUAACAGUGAUUAGUAUGAUUAUGAGUUAGGUAGGUGCUGGUGAUGGAGAAAAUACUCCAACAUGUAGUCAGUAGUCAUAUGUAGGAAGUAUUCACACACAGUAGUUAAUAUACAUUACUCAACAUUUACCAUAUGAUUCCAAUAAAAUGAGGAUUGCAACUUUGUAGUUUGUGAACCAUGGCACAGGGAGCCUUAUAUUUGAGCUAACUUGAAGCAAUAUUUCUGAUAAUGACAGUUUCACAUCAAUUAUUCAAAUGCUAUGUUGUGUUAAGUGUUAUCAGUUGUGGAUUUCACAUCGCUGUUUCCUCAAUGACGCUUUAAACAGAACAAACAAUGUUAAAACUUGUCUUACUGAAUUCUGUAAAGGGAGUUAACUUUGUCCAGGCUUCCUAUUCAAUAACCAACUUAGAUUAUACUCAAACUCAAAUUUAAAGUGUUUUGAUUGGACCGAUGGUAAAAUUAAUUGGCCAAUCAACUGAAUGGAAUCACUGAGGCAUGUCUAUGGAUAAGGAUUAUCAUUAUAUUAAAUACAUAUACUAGCCAUGUUUAAUUGGUAUUAUGGAUGCAUUAGGAUUGUAAUACAACUGUUUUUUGGGAUUUAUUUACUCUAGUGAGUUUUCUUGUAAAAGUGUAAGACUAUUUUAGCUUUACUCUUUGAUCUAUAAUCAGGGAAAACAUGUAAUGUUAUAUCAAAUUUGUUAAAAAAUGAAUGAAUAUUUUAUUACUUGGUUAUAACAAUUUAUUUAUUUUCUGUUCUUUUUUAUGUUUAUGAAAAAUAGUAAACAUACAAUGAUUCUUGUAAGCAUUCACACCAGCAGAAUUCUUUAUAUUUCCAAUAACUGUAUUAUUUGAAGACCAUAUCUGAGGAUUUUGUCAUCAAUAUUAUGAUACAAAAAUUAAACAAUAAGAUUUUUAGAAUUGUUUCUUACAUAUUCAAAACCUGAUUUUUAAGAUCUUUCAAAUAAUUUAACAUGUUCUAUAAUAAUAAAAAAUGAUUUUAUUAUUUCAUAUUUAAAAUAACAAGGUUCUACUUUUUAUUUAAGGCCAUAUUUUUGCCCUCAACUGAUAGGCCAUGGUCAUCUCGACAACAAUACAAUAACCUUCAAUGUUCCUGUAUAAGCUGUUAUAUAGCCAUGUCAUGAGAUAACUGCUGUCAGAUAAAUCAUUUCUUUGUUAAUUGUUUGUCAUUGACAGGACAUAAUUGACAUACUGUUGACUGUACCUUUCUGACAGGACAUAAUUGACAUACUGUUGACUGUACCUUGCUGACAGGACAUAAUUGACAUACUGUUGACGGUACCUUUAAAGCAGAUUUGAUCAAAAUGUGUUUCAUGUAACAGCAAUCUACCUGAAUUAUACAAGAAAUGUAUGUGUUUUGUUUUUUCCUCGUCAAAAGCUGAAAAUCAAACUGUUGAAAUCAUUUAAUAUACAUGUAUUAUUUCUUUUCAAGUUAAAUCAGUUCAAAUAUUUAACAUAUAAAAAGGGGCCAUCUUAGGAAAUUGCUAACUGUAGGAAAGUUUAAAAAACAAUAUUUUUGGUUGUUAUUUUAUAUGUAUUAGAAAAGAAAUAUGUUGGAUGGAUGGGUUCCACUAAAGGGUUAUUUCAUUCUGCAAAUAAAGCAUUAACACUCAUUUGGUUUUCACUGGAAUUUCUAGAUCUUAAGAAGUUUUGUUGUGCUUUAAUGAUAAGAUACAGUGUAACUGAGUCAUAAAUAUGUGAAUUAAGGCUGCCUGGUGACCUCAUAUCAUAAUAAUAUCACAAACAUAAGCUAUGUUGGCCUGUAAAGAUGGCAAAAAAGGUAUUAGCUAUCAACAUCGAUACCUACAUUAUAUGGGGUCACCAGCCAUCAAAAUGUAACAAUUUUUUUAACAUAAUUGGCAAUUAUUGGUAUUGGAGAACUAGCCUUUUUGUGGGUCAGAUUCCUGAGCCAAACUCAUUUAUAAAAGUGUAAUUUAUUAUAUUCUCAUCCCAAUGAUAUGAUAAUUGCCACUAUUUGUACAUGGAAUUCAGUAGAACAGAUACAAUGUAUGCUUUUGUGAAAUACAAUGGAAAUGGGAAAAUACAUUCCCUCUCCAACAGUAAUAUUGACGAGCAGUUGUGACAUUUUCCAUUUAGUUUGUUUAGGAAAAGCAAUACUUUAUGUUGGUGCUGAAGAGAUGAGGCCCUUUGAGUCUUAUUAAACAACAAUGGCAUUUAUUUAUUUUUUACCAUUUUUAUGGGAAUACAUGUAAUUUUAUCAAAUCAAUAAGUGUUGAUGAUGUUUGUCAUCUGCUACACUGACACUCAACAGAUCUUCCAGUGUGAAAUGGGUAUUUUUCUAUCCUUUUAAACAUGAAAUAACUGAUCUGAGAUUUACUAGUAUGAUAUUACAUUAAAUAAAGGGUAUAUAAACAAGUUUGCUUUACUGUUGCCAUAUCUGUAAAACUUAUUGUCUUUGAACUUCCAUUCAAUAUUCUAUGAAAACAUUUGUAUAAUUUCCAUCACUGUAUAUUCAAAUGAUUUUUUCACUUCAAUCAUUUCAAUAUUUAAAGUAUAUAGUUUAUAUUUUGCUGCCAUUUCACAGCAUUAUUUAUUCAAGUGAAAUUCAUUGUUACGCUUUUGAAAACAAGAAUGUGCUACAGUAAAAUUGCAUUUCUUUACCAUUCGACGCCAAACUAUGUCUCUUCAUUUGUUUCCCAAUUGUAUAUUAGAACAUUCAUUUCACAACAAACAGUGUGACCUGCUCUUGGUGUCCGCUAUCUUUGCACACAGUAUUUUAUGUCUAAUCGACCUAAGUAUUCUCUUUUUGCCUUUCUUAGCCAGUACGUUUGCACAUUUCUUUAUAACCCAAUGCACUUUAAUUUACUUUUAUGAAUUGUACAGAAUAUUAUUGUAUUAAAAAUCAUUAUUUUUUAAACUCUGUAUAUUGGCAUGCAUCAGUAUUCUCUGUUCAGACAUCCAUGAAAACCAAUUAUUAUUUUAAUUCUAUUUUCAUUAGUUUAAUUUUUUACACAUUUUUCAUUUGUUCAUACAUUUUAUACUGUUAUCAUUAAUGUCAUUAUGGUUUUAUCUCCACACUCAACUUCCAGUACCUGUAUAUUGUUAUUUCCACAUAUACCUCUCUCCCCUUCCAUUUACUUCAAGGUUCAAUUAAUCUUAAUUAAUCUUAACGUGAUGUACAAUCAGCUUAACAUUUCACCCAGCCAUUGGUAAUAAUGUUAAAUGUUGACCCCUGGUGACCCCAGGUAAUGUUGGUAUCAAUUGAAAGGGUAUUGCUUACUGAUUACUUUAAUAAAUGACCAAAAUAACAGUAAAAAUAAUGUUAUGGCGGUUUGUAAUUUUAUUCUUUAUUACAACUGUAAUCGAAAGUGAAAACAAGAGUUUUUAGUUUUCAAAGCUUAAUUAGCUUGUUGCAAUGUUGUUAUUGGCAUAAAGAUUACAUAUUUACUGCUACACAGUGAACCAUUGCAUACAUACCAAAAUAAUAUGAUGUGAGCAGAACGUCAGUUGAAAGAGCGAAUGUACAAACUGUGUGUGUUAUAUACCUUCGGUCAAUUUAUUAGAAAACAUUAUUAGAAAUCAGAAAGCAAUUACAGUACCUUUCAAUUCCGACCAAAAUAAUUUGGGGUCGCAGGGCAUAAAAAAUAACACAAUUUUAUAAUUGAGCUUCCAAGGAACGAGCUUAUGUGUGGGUCGAAUACCUUAGAUGGGAAAAGGAACAUGCAAACAUUGUUGCCCAACAGUGCUAUAUACAUUACAAACAUGUUAUUCUGACCUAUGUUUUAUGAUAUUCUGACAUGUGCAUUUAGAGAUGUAAACAGACCUAGCACUUAGGAACAACACUUUUAGCUCUGAAUGCAUUUUGCCAAUUUACCUUAUGUAAUUAGAAUAUUAUAUAUAAUUUAUUUCUUGUUAAUUGUUAUUAUGUGUGUUCAUGUCACAUUGUGUAUUGUAUGAAUCAUUUGUUUACAUAUUAAAGUUAAUAAAUUGUUAAUACCAGUG